AUGAGGAUGGGAGAGGACUUUCCCAUCAUCAACUUCACCACCAAUAAAUAUGUCGACCCCGAAACCCUCUCCAGGAUUCGCUCACAUGCCCAACAACGGGUGCAGGAUCAAAGAGUGGCCCGGAGGACGCAGGUCGAAGAAGAUGAUCCCUCUCAACACAAUGCUGAGCGGACUUCCCGGAAGGUGCUGAAAAGGGGAGGCCGUGGUGGGCAGCAGUCGUGGACCGUGGUUUUGGAGCAGCGGCCGGGCCAAGCCUCUGCAACUGCAACUCCCGCACCCGCAAAGACCAAGUCCUCCACAAGUCGAAAGAAGAAAGUAGUGAAGCAGGAAGAAGAAGAUGAGACGUUCAUUGCCGUCAAGAGGGAAUGUCACUCCCUCAGCGCCUCCCCAUCCGAACGCCCGGAUCCUUUUCGUGCCUUCCCCGUCCAAGUCGAUAGUGUCUUUCUGGACUUGGCCGAGAGUUAUCUGCACAAUUGGAAGUGGCAACAUCCCAAGAGUCUUCUCUUCCAAGCCACGCUGUCCCAUCCCGUUCUGGUACACAGCUUCCUGACCGUCGCCUACAAAGUAUGCAGACAGGACGAAUACCGAUGCCUCUUCCACGAAAACAUGACCUUGGGAUACAUCGGCAAAGGCAUCCAACAACUCAACACCCUCAAAGGGGUGGAUCGAGAAGAGUCGGCGUGUGCAUUGACAUGGUCCAUCAUCCGUCUGGCCACCGUUAAGGUGAACCAAUACACCACCACCACUUCUUCACCUCACCCCGCUAAGCAUCCUCCCCUCCAGAUCAACACGGGCCAACYCGAGACCUCCAUCCAUCACCUCAACGCCCUCGCUCUGAUAAGUCCCGACAUGACCGUCUGGGAUAAACACCUCUUCGGCCAACACUUCCAGACCACCACCGCUAGCCUCCUCCUCGCAAAUUACACCCAAACCUCACGCAUCCAACCAAAUCUACACCUCCCCUUUGGCGCCAUGUCCACCCCUGCACUCUCAGACGUCCAAUCAAUCGACUACACCCUCCCCCCAAAUUCCAUCCUCCUCUCCCCCACCCUCCAAUCCUUCCUCUCCCCCGCCAUCUCCGACGCCCUAUUGGCUCUAACCGCCCUCUUCAAUCUCUCCGUCCCCGUCACCUCCCUCCCCCACACCCACUCGGGCCCUCAAGCCCGCGAAGGCGUCAAAAUCUCCCUGCGACUCGCUCGCUGCUCCCCUUCAACCACCACCCCUACUGGAAUUCCCGAAAAUGGCUGGAAGAGCCAAUUCAAAGAAUGUGCGCGAUUAACGGGGUUGUUAUUCACCUGGUCUUUUGGAAGAAAUGUGGAUUCGCAGAAAAACGACAGUAUUUCCUCCGCGAGAAGACAUAAUCGUGCCUUUCUCACGCCCAUUUUGAUGGCGUGUUUGUUGGAGGAGGCGGGAGGGGAUCGAGCCGUGUAUGAUUUCUUGCUGUGGAUGUUGAUUGUGUGUGGAUCCACGACUGCUUUACAUGAAGAUCGAAGGUAUUUUGCGGGGUUGGUCAGGCAGUUUUAUCCUGAUUGUGGGAGGUGGGAGGUGGAGCAUGUGCGGGGGUUGGGGGAUGUGUUGCCUUGGAUUGAGGUGGUGGAGGAGGGGGAGAGGCCGCCUUGGGAGGAGUUUUGGGGUGAAGUUGUGUAUCCUGGAAGGGGGUUUGGGGGGGAGGAGGCAGGGAUUGUGGAGAGGGCGCCGUUGUUGUUGGGGUAUGUGGGAAUUACACCGGGAUUGAGGGAGAAGUUGAGGAGGGCGAGGGGUGUGGUUGGGAGGGUUGUGGAUGGAGAGGAGGAGGGGAUGGAUUGA
This is a messenger RNA of Ramularia collo-cygni, 1806 nucleotides long. RefSeq lists its product as uncharacterized. NCBI's taxonomy places the organism in Eukaryota, Fungi, Ascomycota, Dothideomycetes, Mycosphaerellales, Mycosphaerellaceae. The transcript is spliced from 4 exons. Bases 1 to 1806 code for a protein of 601 amino acids. The record is from RefSeq and is a predicted model, not a curated record.